Marmota flaviventris (yellow-bellied marmot) is the source of this 522-nucleotide messenger RNA. It is a transcript of the gene Cripto, whose product is annotated as cripto, EGF-CFC family member. Lineage: Eukaryota; Metazoa; Chordata; Mammalia; Rodentia; Sciuridae. The record is from RefSeq and is a predicted model, not a curated record.
UUCAUCAUGGCCAUUUCCAACAUGUUUGAACUGGGAUUAGUUGCUGGGUUGGGCCACCAUGAAUUUGCACAUGCAUCUCUGGGAGACCCAGGCUUUAGAGAUGGAAGCAUUCAGUCCCAGGAGAAACCUGCAGUUCGUUCCCGGUCUUUCCAGUUUGUGCCAUCCAUAGGAAUACAGGACAGUAAGGAGCUAAACAAAACUUGCUGUCUGAAUGGGGGCACCUGCAUCCUGGGGUCCUUUUGUGCCUGCCCCGCUUCCUUCUAUGGACGGAACUGUGAGCAUGAUGUGCGAAAAGAGAACUGCGGAUCCCUGUCUCAUGGCGCUUGGCUGCCCAAGAAGUGUUCCCUGUGCAAAUGCUGGCACGGCCAGCUCCGCUGCUUUCCUCAGGCCUUUAUCUCUGGUUGUGAGAGCCGCGUGAUGGAAGAGCACCUUGCAGUUUCUAGGACUCCAGAAUUAGCCCCGUCUGCAUGGACCACUCUCAUGCUAGCUGGCCUCUGUCUUUCUAUACAAAGUUACUGUUAA